Messenger RNA from Camelus dromedarius (Arabian camel), 1002 nucleotides. Its product is annotated as glutathione S-transferase theta-3. Gene Ontology annotation, biological process: glutathione metabolic process. The record is from RefSeq and is a predicted model, not a curated record. The transcript is spliced from 5 exons. Gene Ontology annotation, molecular function: glutathione transferase activity. Gene Ontology annotation, cellular component: cytoplasm. Bases 41 to 763 code for a protein of 240 amino acids. Lineage: Eukaryota; Metazoa; Chordata; Mammalia; Artiodactyla; Camelidae.
CCCGCCGCCCGCCGCCCUCGCCCUCGCCCUCGCCUCCGCCAUGGGCCUGGAGCUCUACCUGGACCUGUUGUCCCAGCCCUGCCGUGCCGUCUACAUCUUCGCCAAGAAGAACGGCAUCCCCUUCGAGCUGCGCACCGUGGACCUGCUAAAAGGCCAGCACCACAGCGAUGACUUUGCCCAGGUGAAUCCCCUGAAGAAGGUGCCAGCCUUGAAGGAUGGGGACUUCACCUUGGCUGAGAGUGUGGCCAUCCUGCUGUAUCUGAGCCGCAAGUAUGAGACGCCCGACCACUGGUACCCCCAGGACCUGCAGGCCCGAGCCCGCGUGGACGAGUACCUGGCAUGGCAGCACACGGCCCUGCGAACUAGCUGCACCAGGACCCUGUGGCAGAAGAUGAUGUUCCCUGUGUUCCUGGGCCAACGAGUGCCCCCCGAAAUGCUAGCGUCUACUCUGGCUGAGCUGGACAGGUGCCUGCAGCUGUUUGAGGACAAGUUCCUGAAGGACCAGGACUUCCUUGCCGGAUCCCACAUCUCAGUGGCUGACUUGGUGGCCAUCACAGAGCUGAUGCAUCCUGUCAGCGCUGGCUGCCAAAUCUUCAAAAGCCGGCCUAAGCUGGAGGCCUGGUGCCAGCGUGUGGAGGCUGCAGUGGGGGAGGGUCUUUUCCAGGAGGCCCAUGCAGCCAUCAUGAAGGCCAAGGACCUGCCUCCAGCAGACGCUGCCAUGAAGGAGAAGCUGAAGCCCUUCAUCCAGCUUUUGCUGCAGUGAGAGUGGCGGGCCUGCAGGGCAACAUCGGUGGAGCUCUGUCCUCAGAAUAAAGAAAUGGCGCUGCCUCUCCCUGGCUGUGAGCAAGACACCCUGCAACGCAGCAUCGGGUCCACAGUGCCCUCCACCCAUUGGUCCUGUGUUCCUUCUUCCGUCUGUCUGCUUACUUCACCCUUACCCUUUGCACGCUGACUUUCGUGUGAUCUCUGGAAAGAACUUUAGUAAACACAAAUUUGACCCUG